CGUCGUGAAUUUGAGCUAAAWACGCUUUUUGUGGUACAUAAGCAGACGAUUUUACACGUUUUGAAGCCAGUGCACAGUAGUUGAGGUUUCUAGCCCCGCUCAAAAUGGAUUUUUCAUAUGUUGUGCUGCUCAAACCAUCAGAUAUUCGAUUUACAACUAAUGCCAUCCCAGACCGUUUCGACAACAAUAUCCAGCUGACAGAAACGCUCCUUCAGCUCCAGAAUAAAGAAAUAACAAUGGAAGAUAUUCCUAGAAUGCAAGUAGUUUGGAGCGAGGAGCAUUGGGAGUGGUACACGUUAAACAACAGAAGAUUGUGGGUUUUUCAACAGUUAGAGAAAGAUGGUCAGUGCAAGCUAAUWAAGACUCAUCGUCUCGAAGACAUCAAAUGUAACCCUAAGAUGCUCUACGGCUCUGUUCAUGUCAAAACUCGUGGUCCUCAAACAUUACGCAGGGAGGUCAGAGAGGUCAGCAUCACUUCCUCMAGGUGUAGCAGUCCAGAGAAAACCGUCCGAGGCCAUGGUAAGUACGAGUACCUCGAGACACAAUUGAAGAUUGAGCUGAGUAACAUCGUCAGCGAGGACAGCGCUGGGUACAGAAGUUAUCAUGAAACGCGCACAUGCAAAUACUCCGAGUUCAAGCAGUCUCGUUAUUCAAGACCUCCAAGCAAGUCCUGCCAUCGCCAUCACCCCUACAAGACGUCUGCUUUAGCCAAGCUGGUUCCCAGCGAGAGGUUUUACGCAAGGGCUCAACAGCUKCAGAAUUACCGCUCAUACAAAACGCACGGCCAACGCGGACGUGUCUACGGAAUUGURAGCUAUGGUUUCUGGCGGAAAAGACGCAGGGAGUUUUUUGAGAAGUUUUACUCUGUGCGCAGUGGUCGUCUGAGACCGAARUACCUUCCCGAUGURCUCCAUACAUGUGGUGUUUGCUACAGGAGCUUCAAACGCAGAGUCAGUUUGGAGCAGCAUUGCGAAGAACUACUACAUUACGCGUGCGUACCCUGUGGAAGGUUCUUCACAAGCAUUACUGCACUUGGCCAACAUAGGAAUGCACURGAUCACUAUCUUCCUUAGAAAAGUGAACAUUUACUUUUUUUUUGCCCUAUUUGAAGAAACGUUUCAAACGUCAAAUCGCACAUGUGUUGAUGUCAGUGCGUAAUCAAGUUAAGAGCAGAAAAUCAAUGGCGUAAACUAUAUUCAACCCAUGUAAAAUACGGUGUAUGACUAAACUUGCUUAAAAGUCGCUUUCCGUAGUCUCCUCCGCAGCCGUUUUCAAAGCGUAACGAACGUG
Exaiptasia diaphana is the source of this 1290-nucleotide messenger RNA. RefSeq lists its product as uncharacterized. The record is from RefSeq and is a predicted model, not a curated record. Bases 105 to 1073 code for a protein of 322 amino acids. The transcript has a single exon. Lineage: Eukaryota; Metazoa; Cnidaria; Anthozoa; Actiniaria; Aiptasiidae.